This is a messenger RNA of Ochlerotatus camptorhynchus, 1001 nucleotides long. Its product is annotated as CD63 antigen-like. Gene Ontology annotation, cellular component: plasma membrane. The record is from RefSeq and is a predicted model, not a curated record. Lineage: Eukaryota; Metazoa; Arthropoda; Insecta; Diptera; Culicidae. The transcript is spliced from 5 exons. The coding region runs from base 135 to 968 and encodes 277 amino acids.
AUUUCGUCAACGCACGGACGACAGUUGGUUCGUGCUAGUUGAACUGAUAGCAGACUGUCUGUGCUGUGCUGUACGGUUUUGGUUAGUCGCAAUUAGUAAGAGGUUGGAUUACUCGCAAGUUAACAUUUUCCAUCAUGCAACUUGAGCACCACCGGUCCGGAAGUUGGUCGAUGAAAUGGAUCAAAUUCUUCCUAUUUAUGACCAAUGUGAAUUUCAUUUUUAUCGGGGUGCUUGUAAUUUCGACGGGAGCUGCAGCUAAAUCCGUUUACAGUGACUUCACUGCCUUUGUCGAUGAGCAAUUCUAUUCUCCGGCGUGUAUGUUCAUCAUAGUGGGCGUGAUAACGGUUGCGAUUGCUUUGUUUGGAUUUAUUGGAACCAUCAGGGAAAGCUCACUGCUGAUCAACAUCUACUGUGGAUUGUUGUCGGUCGUUUUUCUACUGGAAGUCACGGCCACCUUGGUUGGAGUACAUCAUCGUCACGAAGUAGGUGGGAUUUUGAAGCAAAGCUUGAAUAGCUCUUUGGAGCGCUAUCCGUGGAACAGUCAUAUACAAAGAUCGGUGGAUUUUAUGCAACUUGAGCUGGUAUGCUGUGGAGUCAAUAGCUACCGGGAUUGGGAGGACGUUUUAGCUGUGAUUGAUCUGGACAACGGUGAUCUGGUGGCCGAACUUCCGACCUCAUGUUGUCGAGAAUAUCUGGAUGGAAAUUGCGUACCACAUAGUGAAGGAUGUUUCCCGAAAAUGUAUGCACUUUUGAGGCAUUGCUCGAAAACGAUUUUCAGUGGACUGCUGUUGGUCGCCUUUGUACAGAUCUUGGCGGCCAUGUUUGCUUUCAUCCUCGGAAAACGGAUAAGACUAAUUAAGACCACAUCGUCGCUGGAUGCUCUCAAAUAUGACAACACCGUUGGUGCUUUCGAUUAUAGACGCCUAGCAGAGCUUUCGGUGGAAAAAAUCAAGGGUUCCAAUGCUUAGAUGUAUUAAACAGUAAACUGUAUUUAUUUGUAA